Molecule: messenger RNA, 500 nt
Organism: Saccoglossus kowalevskii
Lineage: Eukaryota; Metazoa; Hemichordata; Enteropneusta; Harrimaniidae
Product: serine racemase-like
Source: RefSeq, a predicted model, not a curated record
GAAAUGGUACGAUCGGACUGGAAAUCUUAGAAGAUCUCCCCAACGUCGAUACAAUCAUCGUACCUUACGGAGGAGGGGGGUUAAGUACAGGAAUAGCCUCGGCUGUGAAAUCAAUCAAACCUGAUACAAAGAUAUAUGCCUGUGAAGUGGUGACUGCUGCUCCACUAUCUGCUUCUCUGGUUGCUGGGAAACCAAGCUCCUGUCACUACACACCAAGUUUUGUUGAUGGAAUAGGCUCCAAGAUGGUACUGCCUGAGAUGUGGAACAUGGUCUCAAAUUUAAUCGAUGACUCACUGGUGGUUUCUGUCAAACAAAUUGCAGACGCUGUUGCCCUUUUAAUUAAGAGUAAUUGCGUUGUGGCUGAGGGUGCUGGUGCGGCGCCUCUAGCUGCGGCAUUGAAUAAACUUGGUAGCGAGGGCAACAUUGUAUGCGUUGUAUCCGGUGGAAAUAUUGAUUCUGGCAAACUUAUUUCGAUAUUACAAAAUGAGAUUCCACAUUAA